AUGCUGGGCGCAUCCGCAACCCAGUCUCAAAAGGCAUUGCCGCCUCAGCAAUCUGCGUCCAGUGUCAAUACCCUCAAUCCCAGGCCGAGUUUCGAGCGGGAGCCCAGCGGUGGUGGCCUCCAGCCACCUCUCGCAUCUGCAAAUGGCCCGAGGAGUCUGGGCGCCUCUGGCGUCAGCUUCGCCCCGCGAGGCUCCUCGCUCAACCCUUCCAUCGCCCCAGGAAGCUUCAGUUCCGAGCUGCGCAGCCAGAUGAUGCCCUCGCGCUCAGGCUCACGAGGCGAUAUAUACGCCAUGGAUAAGGUCGACGAGGAUGACGGCGUCUCUGCCGCCGAGCAGACGCUCGCCAACCUCCGAGAACAGCUGAACCGCGAAAUGAAGAUCAAGGAUGGCAGCGAGAACAUGCUAGAGGCCUUGAAUGCGAAGAAGGCGAAGCAGACUAAGGAGCAGAGAGCAAAAGUCGAGGCUGAACUCAAUGCAUCCAACCAGAGAAUCAAGAUCUUGCGACAAAAGAUCGCAGACGCCCAGAGAAUAAAGGCCACACCCACCACGCCUACGAGGCAACGAGCCGACGGCCUCAUCUCCAGUAACGGCCUCCGUUCGCCCCCUAGUGUGUCGCGCAGCGGCGCAGGAUCAGACGCUGAAGAUGCCGCCGAGCAAUCGCCUACCUUCCUCCUGGCUGAACUGCUUCAGGCGCUGGAACAAGAGGGCAUGCCCCCGGAGUACUACGUCAGCCGAGGGAACAGCCUUGUGGACUUGUUCAGAAGGCAUCCGACCCUAAAGUACGACCUGGUGUGGUCUGUUUUCGGUUCACGCAUGCAAGUCAUGCUUCUCAGCGAGGCCAGGGAAGUGGUGGCUGCCGGCUACCGUAUGGUCCGCUACGCCAUCUCAGAUGUGUCUUCCUUGAAGAAGAUCCGCAGCUUAAACACCGACAUCAUUGUUGUGACAUCUCUUAUUAAGGACCGAAAGGCAGACCUCGAGCGCGAACAAGCUCUCAAGUUUGUCCGCGCCUUUUUGGACGUCAAGGAUGGAGCCAAGGAGAUUUCAAGAGCUGUUGUACGCACAAUAGCGGCAGUCGCAGAGCAAGCUGAGGACCGCUUACGGUCAAUUUGCCUAGAGACCUUGGCUGAGAUCAUGCUCCGCGAUCCGGCCCUGGCAGUAGCAUCUGGCGGUUUGUCGCCUCUGUCAGAGGCGCUGAUCGAAGGAACCUACAAAUCACCAGAAACGCUCACAGCCUCUUACCUGCAGAUUCUGGACAACCCGCAAAAGAGGAUUUACCUGCGCUCCGGCUAUGACCUGGAGGUCCUUUUUACGGCCUUUACAGAUAUCAUCCUCGCCAACGAGAGCCUAUUGAAGCAAAACUCUAAAGCCAUCACCAAGAUUUUGAAGAGUUGGCCAGGCCUCAUGAUACUUACUAUGCAUGACUCCCGGGCUAUCAAGUCCUUGCUUACGAGUAUGGUUCUUCCACAACCAUCUAUUCGGGAGACCGUGAUUGAUCUCGUUUACCUGCUGCUUCGGAUCAAAUCACCAUCGUGGGCCUCUUCGUUCCUUGCUGGCCGCCGAUUGACGACCUAUGGACGGGUUGCCAGCCUCAAAUCCAUGCCAAACCAACAAACGCCACUAUCAAAUUCGAUACCGCAGGAGGACGACAACGGGGAGCAAAACUUCAUGGAUCACUACACAGCUCUUCUCCUCGCAACUUUCGUCAAGGCCGGCCUGCUCGAAAAUUUGCUCCAGGUCGCUAAAACCAGCGAGCCUGCGCUGACAAGAAAGACUUGUCUCCUCAUCGGUGAGGUGCUCAAAUUGGCAAGCAGACUCCUUCCUUCGUCAUGGAGCAACGAUUUGCCUCUGCUUCCGGACCUGUUUGCCGCGGCCACUCAGUUCAACGAUGACAAUAGAUUCAUUGCCUCGGGCAUAGUCUAUCAAAUCAGCUCAGUGAGCAAGACGCUUUAUAGGAGUUCGUCGUCAUCCGCGACUGCUGGCACUCUGCCCUCGAACGACAGUAUGGGGAACCUUGCCGAUAUGCACCGCAAAAGCAACGCCGGAAUUGUGGUUCAAGAGGGCGCAAUCCGACAGCUUCUAGUCGAGUCUAACGUCUUGAACAGCUCCAACUACAUGAAGUGGAACUGGGAUGUCAUUUCACGAAUAAUUGACGGCCCCCUCCAUGAUGGUAAACGCCUGGACGAAGUGAACAGGGUCUCCAAGUUUAUGAACAGGAUCAUGAGUUUCUAUAGGCCCUUUAAGCAUCGAUUCUCAGAUCUGACAAGCAACAAGAACACCCAGAAGUACGUCAGAGUUGGCUGUGCACUCAUGCACACUCUGCUUCAGUCCCCAGAAGGCGUCGACUACCUGCAAGACCACAAACUGCUUAGACAGAUUGCUGAGUGCCUUGCGCAAUGCGACCCGAGCAGUGGGCUCACGUCAGCAGACCCCAUGUUCUCGCCAGGUCGCCUCCAGAGUACUCUUUGUGCCGGAUAUUUCCCCAUGUUGGGGGUACUCAGCGGCGACCCUAAAGGUCUAGAGCUCCUUCAGCGCUGGCGAAUGUUCAACAUGAUGUAUCAUAUCCUCGGACACAAGCAGCGCCCUGAUCUGAUCAAGCUGCUUUUAUCCAACUUCGACUACAGCAUACCAGGGCAUCACCGGGUACUUAUCGAACAGGCACUGACCUCCGGAACGAGGGAAAUACGCAUUAUAGCAACGAACGUCCUCCGAAAGUAUGCUACUCGGCCAUUCGAUGCAGCACAGCCAUCCCACGGCAAGGUGGACUGGAAAUGGGCGAUUGAGAAGUUGGUCGAUCAGCUGUACGACCCCGAGGUGGAAGUGUGUCGGACCGCGGUUAAGAUCCUCGAGAAGGCGUGCAAUAAGAAGGCAUACCUGGAGUACGUUGUUCAAUGCCGUCCGACUAUGGACCACCUGGGCGAAAUUGGCGCCCCUCUCCUCCUUCGAUUUUUGUCGUCCUCUAUUGGCUACCACUACCUCGACGGAGUUGACUACAUUAGCAACGAAAUGGAUGACUGGUUUCUGGGUCGGAACGACUCGUAUGUUGGGGUUAUAGAAACCAGCCUGGCCAAGGCAUUCCUCGAGAACCCCGAGGAACACCAGAAUCGGCUAAACAUGGUGGAUGAGGCCCAUGCUGAAGCCGAACCGGAGAACCAUAUUCCCCCGCAUUUCUACCGAGAGCUUGCCCGAACAGAGGAAGGCUGCAAGCUUCUCAGCGAUAAAGGGCACUUUGCGGAAUUCGCCAGCACGAUUAAAGAAUACGGAAUGCAAUCGGAAGACCCCGAGCUUAUGCUUAAAGUCAAAGCAUCUAUGUGGGCGGUUGGCAACGUCGGCUCAAUGGAGUUGGGGGCGCCCUUCAUCGAGUCUUGCGAUGUCGUCGAGGACAUCAUCAAGAUUGCAGAAGAGCAUGAGGUGAUGAGCCUGAGAGGCACGGCUUUCUUUGUGCUUGGUCUGAUUUCUAGGUCCGCUCAUGGCCUGGAGAUACUAUCGGAAUGCGGAUGGGACUCCAAUCUAUCACCCAGAGGAGAAUCGUUGGGCUUCUGCAUUCCAAAUAACUUGACCAAGUUCUUCUCGUUCAAGCCAUGGAAGCACGCCAUUGCAUCCAAGAUCGCAUUGCCCGAUACACAAAAGACUUUCUUAACCCCGCCGCCUCCUACCGAGGCUCGUCCACCUCUGGAAAAGGAGGAGUUGCCAUCCUUUGCUGACGAAGCCGCCAUCAAUCAGCGAAUCCUUGACCUCGUUGUUGAUCUCGGCAACAUGGUUCUCUACAAACGCGCUAUGGGCGAUUUGAUGCAAAUCAGGCAGCAUAAGGUGGCAGGCUUCAGAUGUCCCAAGAUGUUCAAGCGCGUGAUGACGAUGCUUGAAUAUAACCAUUAUCGUCUGCCGAUCAGGCGAAUGGUAAUUGAAAUGUUCGACAAGAGCGUGCUCCGACGAAUCGUGUUUGACCAAGACAGCGACAGCGACGAUGACGAUGACGAAGAUGACGACGACAGAGAGGAGGAGGAGGAGGAGGGAGGGGAGGAAAAUGAGGCUGGGGAGAAUGUGUCUUCGUCUGGAGACGAGAAUCGCACCGAGAGACAGAGAAGCAUCUCGGAUCCGUCCGAGCUAGAGAAGGAAACUCCUGCGACAAGGACGGAUCGGUCGGACAGCCAUAGCUCGGUCGAAACAGAUGAUUCGGUCGAGACUGCGUAG
Messenger RNA from Colletotrichum truncatum, 4188 nucleotides. RefSeq names its product cytosolic regulator pianissimo. NCBI's taxonomy places the organism in Eukaryota, Fungi, Ascomycota, Sordariomycetes, Glomerellales, Glomerellaceae. Gene Ontology annotation, cellular component: TORC2 complex. The record is from RefSeq and is a predicted model, not a curated record. Gene Ontology annotation, biological process: TORC2 signaling.